UAGUUCUAGAAGCUGUAUCUUAAGAAGCUAAGUGAAACAAAUGCUAGCCUUUGCGCAGAGUCUAGUUAGAAACAAAAUCGUGCGACUGCAACAAGUGACGCAGCAUAAAGGGUACACGAAUGCAGAGGGUGAACAACAAACAUCGACCUUGUUGUUGUCCCCCACGGUACGUCAUGUGAGGUCUCGUGCCCAGUGGACAUUGAACAUAAGAGAAGAUCAACAAGAAAUCCAUAUUAUAUGAGAACAUAUAAUAUCAGCACCAGAGAUUAAGAAAUAUGGCGACAUUUGAACCCCGGUGCAAACGCGUGGUAGACGUAAGAUGUUGAUUUGGCACAAAUGGACGCUAUCGCCGAGAUUGGAAUACUCAAUGAACUUUUUGAAAUUCCUUCCAUAUUAUGAUCAAUUACCAAACAGUGAACAGGUGUACACUGUCAGAUAUUAUUCCGGUUAAUAUCACUAACCAUAGAGUAUAAUCAUUUAACUUGGAAGAAGAUACGGAAUAUUCACUGAUGAGAUCAUUCACAAACAAUAAAAGGAUCUUAUUGUAUAAAAUACUUUAUAAUUAACAAAUAAAUAUAGUCGGAAUACUAUAAAAGAACGUUUCGAUGAUUGGGUGCGUAAUUUACACCAAUUAUGGUGUUAUGUUCACAUUCAAUGAAAAUUGCACCAUCCAUAUGGGAAUAGACACAGAGGCGUUCGUGGUCGAGAAAAGUGAUGCCCAUGUCGCCCAAGGUUGCAUUUUGCGCCUCGAAUGCGACCAAACACUGAUAUCAAAAAUCGACGCCGACCUAGUACAUGCGCUGGAGAAGCGCAAGGGAUGCAUCGUUAUAACUUCAAACGGCAACAAAUUUGAGUUCGAUCCCGGGACCUUGCUUUACGUCCGAGAAGGAUGCACCUUGUAUGGACACUUCGGCAGUACGCUAUAUGUAGCAUGCGGGAUAUUUUGCUGUUGUGAUGUUCUAGGAUACAAACAGCAGAAAAUGUGCAAAGGUACGGAGAACAAUGUAUUCAAACAUGAAACAAAUGGACAUAAUGAGCCUAUAAAAACAAUAAACACCAAUGGGAACGAUUCUUGUGGAUUGUUAAACAAAGCUGACACCACCAAGUUGGAAAAUGCAAUCAAUGGAAAUGACAUUGAUGGAGAUGUCAAAGGAACUGACAUCAUAAGGUCUGAAAUCAAAUCAAUUGAUACUAAAACAGGAACUGACAAAAUAAAUCACUCGAAUGGAAACAGUUCACAUAUGAAUAACAUCAAUGGAAAUCAUAUUGAAAACGGGAAUGGAAUAAUUGAUCCCUAUGGUAACAGAAAUGACGGGAAUGGACGAAUCCUUCAUGAGAAUUACGAGAACAAACACAAAGGACAUAUUAGGGCUAAUGGUACACACAGUGUUUUCCAUUCAUAGGACUUUCUUCAUCACUAUUUUAUUAAAGAG
This is a messenger RNA of Owenia fusiformis, 1433 nucleotides long. The record is from the annotation of a GenBank genome assembly. NCBI's taxonomy places the organism in Eukaryota, Metazoa, Annelida, Polychaeta, Sabellida, Oweniidae.